This is a messenger RNA of Cheilinus undulatus (humphead wrasse), 1098 nucleotides long. It is a transcript of the gene bcat1, whose product is annotated as branched chain amino-acid transaminase 1, cytosolic. Gene Ontology annotation, molecular function: branched-chain-amino-acid:2-oxoglutarate transaminase activity. NCBI's taxonomy places the organism in Eukaryota, Metazoa, Chordata, Actinopteri, Labriformes, Labridae. The record is from RefSeq and is a predicted model, not a curated record. Gene Ontology annotation, cellular component: mitochondrion. The transcript has 10 exons. Gene Ontology annotation, biological process: L-valine biosynthetic process; L-leucine biosynthetic process. The coding region runs from base 1 to 1098 and encodes 365 amino acids.
AUGGCUGACAUCAUCCCCAGCUUCAGGGCAGCUGAUCUGGUUAUCCAGCUGUCCCCCAAUCCAAAGACCAAGCCUGAAGUCUCCACCUUUGGGACCGUCUUCACCGACCACAUGCUGACCGUAGAGUGGAGUGCAGCUGAGGGCUGGCAGGCUCCGCUAAUCAAGCCCUUUGGACACAUUUCACUCCACCCGGCCUGUUCGUCGCUGCACUAUGGCAUACAGCUGUUUGAAGGCUUGAAGGCGUACCGUGGGGAUGACAACCGUCUUCGCCUCUUCAGACCGAUGCUCAACAUGAGCCGCAUGUCCAAGUCUGCUCAGAGGGCCUGUCUGCCUGCCUUCGAUCAAUCAGAGCUGCUGGAGUGUAUCAGGCGACUGGUAGAGAUCGAUCAGGACUGGGUCCCGUAUUCAGACUCAGCGAGUCUCUACAUCAGACCCACAUUUGUCAGCACUGAGCCCUCCUUGGGUGUGAAGAAGCCCAGCUAUGCCCUGCUGUAUGUGAUCCUGUCUCAAGCGGGGUCGUACUUCAACAACGAGGCAGAGGCUCUGUCCUUGUGGGCCGACCCAAAGUACACUCGGGCCUGGAAAGGAGGGACUGGAGACUGCAAGAUGGGAGGGAAUUACGGAUGCUCCUUAAUGGCCCAGUACGAAGCAGUGGAUUAUGGGUGUCAGCAGGUGCUGUGGCUCUAUGGAGAUGACCACCAGAUCACAGAGGCAGGAACAAUGAACAUCUUUCUCCACUGGAUCAAUGAGGAUGAAGAGGAGGAACUUGCUACUCCACCCCUGGAUGGUGUCAUACUUCCAGGUGUUACCCGACAGAGCAUCCUGGAACUAACCAGACAAUGGGGUGAGUUUAAGGUGACAGAGCGCUACCUGACAAUGAGCCAGCUGUGCUCUGCUCUGAAGCAGCAGCGUGUGAGGGAGAUGUUUGGCUCCGGCACUGCAUGCAUGAUCUGUCCUAUAGGACACAUAAUCUACCAGGGACAGAACUUGCACAUCCCCAGCCAGGAUAGAAACACUCAGAUGACUUCCCGGAUAGCUAAAGAACUCACUGAUAUACAGUACGGACGCACGCCCAGCAACUGGACCUUCCUGGUGUAG